Messenger RNA from Adineta ricciae, 465 nucleotides. NCBI's taxonomy places the organism in Eukaryota, Metazoa, Rotifera, Eurotatoria, Adinetida, Adinetidae. The record is from the annotation of a GenBank genome assembly.
AUGUCUGGAAUAGAAUGUCGAAAAGCUUUUGGGUCGGGAAUUGGCAAGCAAUUCAUUAAGGCUUUGCUUGAAUGUCCAAAAAAAUAUCUAUUUAUUCGCAGUCAAGCAAGUCCAACAGUCACGAGAUUUUGCGUCGAUUCGUUUUUAAAUCAAUUCGGUGGUGGAAAAGAUUCGCUGGAUACGGUUCAAGGUGCCUUCAGUGCGUAUAAAAUGUUCUCCGAUGGUCAAGGAGGUGGUGUUCUCGAUGAUAUCAGUACAAAUGAUAAAAUUAAUGGUGACGGAAAGAUUACUGCUGAAGAUAUUCAAAUCUACCUUCGAGAAAUGGGUCUCGGUGAAAUCUCACCAUAUAUGACAAAAGCAUUAUUCAAAGCGGUUGAUAAAAAUGGAAAUGAUUCAUUAGAUUUCACCGAUCUAAUGGAUUUUUCGACUAUGGUUAAUAGAUUCACUGGUAACAAUGCUCCAUAG